This is a messenger RNA of Notechis scutatus (mainland tiger snake), 551 nucleotides long. NCBI's taxonomy places the organism in Eukaryota, Metazoa, Chordata, Lepidosauria, Squamata, Elapidae. The record is from RefSeq and is a predicted model, not a curated record.
AGAGCCGCUCUCGCAACGUCCCGGGGGUGGAAGAGCUGCCUUAAAACUCGCCAUCCUUUUCUCUCGCACUCGCGCCUUCCCUGAACCGUGAGAACCUCCCCACCCCACAUCCCGGGGCACCCGCCUGUCCCAAACCCGUGUAGAAACGACCUGCAGGAGGGCAAAACUUGGCCCCGGCCGCCGGCGCACUUCUCCAGCGGGAGCCUUUGCGGGAACCGGGAAACUGCCGAGCGCUCGAGGGUGCAACCAUGGAGGCGCCUCGGAUGGGGAACCUCUAUCUGGAAGACCCCUUGCUCCAGGGAUACCUGAGAGCCCACCUGCCCGCCCAGGUGUUUGCCGAGGUGAACAUUGAUCUGGAACGGUUUGGAGCUCGUUUGAGAGAUGAAAUUGGCUUCUUGGGCCGUGAGUGUGACCUAAACCCUCCUAGAUUAUUGCAUUUUGAUGCCUGGGGACAGCGUGUGGACCAAGUGAUCACCUGCCCAGCCUGGAAGAGGCUGAAGGACAUCUGUGCUGAGGAGAGCCUUGUGGCUGAAGGUUAUACAAGGAGAUAU